AUGGCGAACAUUGCAAAACGACAAAAAUUAUUCAAUGAUGUAGUACAUCAAAAUGAAUACAAAGUUGGUGAUUUAGUUGGUUUAAAAAUCGAUAAAGUAGAUAGAACAAAUGUUACACCUAGAGUACUACCAUGCAAGAUCAUAUCGGUUCAAGUAGCAUCAAAUGAUAUGGAUACUUAUCAAUUAUGUACAACAACAGCCAUACUCUUCUCACGAUUUCAAGUUCUUGACCUAUUAAAUUUAUCCAAGUGUAACUUUCGUGACUUACGUGAUGUCGAUUCAACAACUUUACCAACAAUGACAUUCAUUCAAGCCUGUAAAGCUCAUGUGAGUGCAGGAUUAAUUACUCCUACUGAAGCAUGUAACUGUAAUGGCAAGUGUUCAACAAAAAAAUGUCGUUGUCGAGCAGCUAAAGUGCAAUGUGGUACUAAAUGCCAUUCAUCAAAAACGAAACCAUGUUCAAAUGUCUAG
This is a messenger RNA of Rotaria socialis, 471 nucleotides long. The record is from the annotation of a GenBank genome assembly. Lineage: Eukaryota; Metazoa; Rotifera; Eurotatoria; Philodinida; Philodinidae.